GAGGAGAUAGCUAGAAGGAGAUAGAGAGAGAGAGAGGAGAGGGGAUCGAGGAGGAGUCGGGCGGCCAUGGGGCACCACUGUUGCAGCAAGCAGAAGGUGAAGCGCGGGCUGUGGUCGCCGGAGGAGGACGAGAAGCUCGUCAAGUACAUCACCGUCCACGGGCACAGCUGCUGGAGCUCCGUCCCCAAGCACGCCGGGCUCCAGCGGUGCGGCAAGAGCUGCCGCCUCCGGUGGAUCAACUACCUCCGGCCCGACCUCAAACGCGGCACCUUCUCCGAGCAGGAGGAGCGAACUAUCAUCGACGUCCACCGUAUCCUCGGCAACCGGUGGGCGCAGAUCGCCAAGCAUCUGCCCGGGCGCACGGACAACGAGGUCAAGAACUUCUGGAACUCGUGCAUCAAGAAGAAGCUCAUCGCGCAGGGACUCGACCCAAGGACCCACAACCUCCUGCCCGCAUCCAGGACCCUCCUCAACGGCAACGCCGGAAACCCUAAGAACCCUGCCCAGUUCCACUCCAAUGGCGCCAUCGCCAACGGCGGCACGGUCGCGGCCACCACGCCGUUCACCAUCAGCUCCCCCAACAAGGCUGCCUACGACACUGUGACGGUCCAGCCGCCUCCGGAGAUGGCGCCAGCGUUGUACGACGUCCCUAACCACGGCAUUAUGAUGCGGCAUGACCAUGCCGCGGCGGCGGCGGCGAUUCCGGGAUACCCGUACACGGACAACGGUGGCGGCGUGCUGAUGAGCUUCAGAGAUCAGAAUGCAGGUGUCCAGACCUCCAUGGACUUCAUGAACGUCUCGUCGUCCUCUUCCUCCAUGGAUCAAGCCGCCGGCAUGCCUAACGGCAACGGCUUUAGCCAAGGCAUGGCCGCGGCGUUCCUGGACGAGACAACGGUAAUGUGGGCCACCGCCAUCGAGACGGGCAUGGGUGCAGGGAUAGAGGUGGCGCAGCAGCAGCAACCGCCGCCAACGCAAGGGCUGGUGCAGGCGGAGGUGGUCGGCCGGCCGAUGGUGAUGAACGGUGGUGGUGCGGUUGCUGACAAGGGCAUGGACAUGAUGGACGUCUCCUCGGUGUACGGCAGUGCCGGCGCAACGGCGGCGUUUGAUCUGGAGCUGAUGGAGUCGUGUGGGUUGUUUUGCGGCGGCGGCGGCGGCGGCAACGCCAUGGAGCAGCUGCAAUGGGACUGCUAAGCUCAUUAUUAUCCUCACCCCUAAUUAGUUGUUUUCCAUGUUUUAAUUCGAACGAUGCCUUCUUUCCUUUUUGAUGUUCCAUUUCCUGCGUUCUUGAUCCAGAUCGUCCUUUCAAGCAACAAAUGCAACAAUGCAUGCUGAGCUGAGUGACGAAUUCAGAUAGUCCUUUUUUAAAAAGUUAUCUUAAGUUUCUUUCUAAUUACUUUCAACCAUUUGUUUAUAAGCUCUUUGCGUGGUCCUCUUGAUUCAUUCGAAUUUUAUUCUCAGCAAGCAGAUAAUGAAUUGCAGCAAAAAUCACAUUUCUGAGCACACACCAAUCCUUAUCUUUUCUGCAGUCUUUUCUUGCACUGCAGUCAACUCAUGCAAGAGGAGCAAGUCAGUUACCAGUAGGCAACAGCACAUACGUUUCAACCUUCUAGUGCAAGGAAAGCUGUUCAAUUUUGUCAAUUUUUGCAGAGGCACACAAGUUUCUCCAACAAACGAUGCACCUUGCAUGCUUGCCAUAACACCUUUUGUCUCCAUGUAUAUGUACUCUCUUGCAGAGCAUAUACAUGCAUUGCACAAGAAAUACAAGUUCUUCCUUCAAAAGGGGAAAAAGAGAAGUUCUUCAAGCAUGCAUUUUUUUUCUAACAAACACUGCAUGCACCUAGCAAGAUUGCAUAUAAUUAAACCUUUUGUCGCCAUUUAUCUUGGAAAUUAAUGGAUAACCAUGCAUUGCAGAAGAAACAAAAGCUCUCAAGCUGUAAACAUGGAAAGGAGCUCUCAAGCACACGCCCAGACAUAUUUUAUGAUGAUAAGAUUAAGUCCAGUUUGUCAGAUUAUGUAUACCGUGACAUGCAUGUUGGUGUAAUAAUCUAAAAAAGUCAGCCUAAAAAGAGAGUUGCAUGUCUGAUCAUUUCUCUUUUACCAUGAGUUCAUGACCAGUAAGCUUCCAUUUUACCCCUA
Messenger RNA from Phragmites australis (common reed), 2136 nucleotides. RefSeq names its product myb-related protein Hv33-like. The record is from RefSeq and is a predicted model, not a curated record. The transcript is spliced from 3 exons. Lineage: Eukaryota; Viridiplantae; Streptophyta; Magnoliopsida; Poales; Poaceae. The coding region runs from base 67 to 1191 and encodes 374 amino acids.